Molecule: messenger RNA, 1018 nt
Organism: Antechinus flavipes (yellow-footed antechinus)
Lineage: Eukaryota; Metazoa; Chordata; Mammalia; Dasyuromorphia; Dasyuridae
Product: GSK-3-binding protein FRAT2-like
Exons: 1
Coding region: 84-920 (278 amino acids)
Cellular component (GO): cytoplasm
Source: RefSeq, a predicted model, not a curated record
CCGCCGGAGCCCGUCGGGGAGUGAGGAGGGACGGCCCCAGCGGCGGCGGCGGAGCUCCAGAGUCCGAGCUGCGGACCGAGGCCAUGCCGUGCCGGAGGAAGGAGGAGGACGAGGACGACGAGGCGGCGUUUGCCGGAGAGGAGGACGACGCGGGGGAGGGGGAGGAAGAGGAGAGCUUCCUCGUGCUGCAGCAGUCGGUGACUGUCGGGGGCUCGGGGGACGUGGACAGGCUGGUGGCCCAGAUCGGGGAGUUGCUGAAGCUGGACGCGGCGCACGGGAGCCAGCCCGCCUCCCGGGGGCCCCUGGCGCGCAAGCAGCCGCAGCCGCCACUGCUCCGGCCCCCGGUUUUGCAGCUGCUGCCGCCUCCGGGACCGGCUCCGGCGCCCCUGCAACAGUCGGGACCGCUGCAGUGGCCUGGGAACGGGGCCGGCGCUGCCCUGUCCUGGGCGAGCGACGUGGGCGUCGUCGCGCCCCUUCCGCCGCGCGUGCCGUCGAGUCCCUGCGUCCCAGGGGGGGCACCGGGCCGGAGCAGCACCUCUGCCCAGCACAUCUGCAAGCGGGGCUUCCCGCAGCCGCUGGCGGGCCCGUGCCGACGCAGCUGGCUUCGAGGCGCCGCCGCCGCCCGCCGCCUGCUGCAGCAGCACCACCACCAGCACCCCCAGCACCGGUACCGAGGGCAGCCGGGACUCCGGGCCGGAGUGAAUGACUCCCACCAGCUUCUGCAGCAGCUUGUCCUCUCGGGGAACCUCAUCAAAGAAGCCGUGCGGCGACUUCGGAGAGCUGUGGCAGUGGUUGCAGGCGCCAGGGCCUCCGCUACCCCCGGCGCCAGCCCCUCUUUCGUCUUUGCCCCCGGGGGUGGGAGCGACUGGGGCGGGAGGGACUCUAUCUCCCUACAGCCCUCGACGACCAGCCUGCUCUAACCCAGAGAAAACUUGGACCACCGACCCACCCAUGACAUUCUGGUCUCCAGCAGCUAGUGGACCCAGAAGGCCAAAAGGCGAGAAGAAGAGGGGCGACU